Messenger RNA from Trichoderma breve, 1629 nucleotides. Its product is annotated as major facilitator superfamily domain-containing protein. The coding region runs from base 1 to 1629 and encodes 542 amino acids. Gene Ontology annotation, biological process: transmembrane transport. The record is from RefSeq and is a predicted model, not a curated record. NCBI's taxonomy places the organism in Eukaryota, Fungi, Ascomycota, Sordariomycetes, Hypocreales, Hypocreaceae. Gene Ontology annotation, molecular function: transmembrane transporter activity. The transcript is spliced from 3 exons.
AUGGCAUCUGAAAUCCCCAUUCCUGGGACCGUCCAGCUUGUUGAUGUGCAAGGCAUCUUCAAUGUCAAGCAUGGCCAUCAGUCUCGGGAUAUCGUCCUGGUACCUCAGCCGACUAAUGACCCUGAUGACCCUCUGCGCUGGAAUCCCGCACGCAAGACUCAAGGAUUGUCUCCAGCAUACAUCUUGAUUGAGCAAGAUACUGGCAUUUCAAUUGCUGACCUGAGCACUGGCAAUGGUAUUCUCUUCCUCUUCUUGGGCUGGGGGACUAUGAUCACUCAAUGCCUUGCUCUCAGCAAUGGUCGACGUCUUACGCUUCUCGUGUCCAUCGUCUUGACCACUGCAGUGACUCUCUGGACUGCCUACGUCAAGUCAAGGGGCGAGUUCUUUGCCAAUCGUAUCCUCCUUGGUAUUGUCGCCUCACCGCAAGAGACACUUAUCGAAGUCAUCAUCGGAGAUCUUUUCUUUACCCACGACCGAGGCUUUUUUAUGGGUGCCUAUAGCUGGACUUUGUGGUGUGGUGCGUUUCUAACGCCCGUGGCCUCUGGUUAUGUUGCACAGGACCUCGGGUGGCGAUGGAUCCAGUAUAUUCUGACCUUUAUCGGUUGCGGUGUCACUGUUGUGACUUUCUUUUUCUUUGAGGAAACCAUGUUUUAUCGUGAUCACAGUACCGGCAACGUGCGUGAUACGAUCGGCAUCGACCCAGCAAACAUUGCCAACACCACUGAAGAUCUCGAAAGCAAUACCCCAGACACAUCGGACAAGAAGAUGAAUGAGAAAUCAACCGAUCGAGAAGAUAAAUCUACCUCCCAGUCCAUCUCGCCUUCUGAGCCAUCUGCAUUCGAUGAGCAAGAGAGCACAAAGACAUACCUGACGAAACUGAAGUUCUGGGGUUUCCGUGACCCGCGACAGCCCAGCACGUUCAAACUUUUCUUCUUACCAAUCCGAUUGCUCUUCAUGUUUCCUGGCAUGUCCUUCGGCGGCCUGCUUGUAGGUGGAAUUCUCGCUUGGUACAACGUUGUUGGUGGCUCCUUGGCUUUGAUCCUCGGUAAUGCGCCAUACAACUUUUCUGCCAACAAUAUUGGCCUGACGUACCUUUCCUGCGUUGUUGGUGUCACCAUCGGUUGCUUCCUUUCGGGAUGGAUGGCUGAUUUUCUCGCCCUCCGUCUUGCACGUCGGAAUGGUGGCGUUAUGGAACCCGAGCAGCGACUCUGGACAUGUGUUAUUGCACUCGUCAUGCACCCCGCUGGCUGUCUUCUAUACGGAGUGGGUGCAUCCUAUCACAUCCAUUGGUUCGGAGUUGUUUUCGGCCUCUGUUUGAUCUCCAUUACCCUUCCGAUGGGUGCCAAUCUUGCAUUCACCUACAUUCUCGAUAGCUAUAAGGAGGUUGCAGGAGAAGGCCUAGUUUCAGCCAUCCUGAUCCGUAACAUGAUGGGCUUUGCUUUUGGAUAUGCUGUGGUUCCCAUGAUUGAUCAUCUGUCUCUUCGUUAUGCCUUUGUACUCAUCGCCAUUUUGGGUUUAGCAGUCUGGUGCACAGCUAUUGUGAUGAUUUUUGUGGGCAAAAAUCUACGACGUUCCACUGCACAGUCAUAUUGGAAUCUGGUUGAACGAUAUGGAGCGAGAGCUCAUUAA